GGUGUCCCCGCCAUGUCCCGCGCGCUGUGGGACGAGGAGGAAUGCCUGGAUUAUUACGGGAUGCUGUCCCUGCACCGCCUGUUCGAGGUGGUGGGCGCCCAGCUCACCCCCAGCGACGUGGCCGUGCUCUCCUUCCUGCUGGACGAGACCCUGCCCGCCCCGCAGCCGCUGGACCCCUCGCUGUGGGACGGCGACCCCCCCAAACCGGGCCGGGCCCCUCGGGGGGACCCCCGGGCGGGGCUGGGGGCGGCCCGGAGCGGCGCGGAGCUGCUGCUGGAGCUGGAGAGGAGGGGGCUGUGCCACGAGGGGGAUCUGGGGCAGCUGCGGCAGCUGCUGCGUGUCCCCCCAUGUCCCCUCAUGUCCCUUCUGUGUCUCUCUGUGUCCUCCUCCGUGUCCCUCUGGGCCACUCCUGUCCCCUUCUUGUCCCUUCUGUGUCCCUUGGUGCCCCCCUUGUCCCCAGAGCGCCCCGGCUGUGUCCCGGCCCUGGGGGGUUCCUGUCCCAGCGCCCCCCGGCCCCGCCCCCAGCACUGGGAGACAGGCUCCAGUUCCAGUUCCGGUUCCGGUUCCGGGAAGCGGAAACGCAGCUCCCGAAAUUCCCGAAAUUCCCGAAAUUCCCGACGGACGCGGCGACCCCUCCCCCACAGAGAGACCCCCCCGGAGCCGCCCGAGCCCCCGGCCAAGGUCACCUGUGACAUCCGGCUGCGGGUCCGCGCCGAGUACUGCGAGCACGAGCGCGCUCUGCGCCGCGGCGUCGCCUCCAGCCGCCCGCGCGGGCCCGGCCGCGCUCUGGACGUUUUCGGCCAGGCCAGCGGGGUGCUGAAAUCCCGGGAUUUGGGCUCCAUCCUGUGCGACAUCAAAUUCUCGGAGCUGUCGUACCUGGAGGCGUUCUGGGGCGAUUACCUGAGCGGGGCGCUGCUGGAGGCGCUCAAGGGCGUGUUCCUGACCGAGGGGCUGCGGCGCGCCGUGGGCCGCGAGGACGUGCGGCUGCUGGUCAGCGUCGACCAGGACGACUACGAGCUGUUCUCGGGGUGUCUCCGGCUGGUUUUGGGGUGUUUUCGGCUGUUCUCGGGGUGUCUCUCCAUGUGA
Messenger RNA from Pseudopodoces humilis (Tibetan ground-tit), 1086 nucleotides. NCBI's taxonomy places the organism in Eukaryota, Metazoa, Chordata, Aves, Passeriformes, Paridae. The record is from RefSeq and is a predicted model, not a curated record.